CACGAAAUCUCUUUACCAUCCGAUUACAGAUCGACGGCUGGAUGCGCCUCCCUGAUCCCCUAACCGUCACGAUAAUACCCCGCGUGACCGCGCGUCGUCCCCCUCGUUUUCUUCGCGUGCCCGCCGCUGCUGCCGCUCGCGCUCCCCCGGCUGCUCCUCCGCGUGAGGUGCUCGCUACUUGUUGCCCGCCGCUGCUGCUGCCGCCAUUGGGGAAUGCGGAGCAAUGCGGCGGCGCGGGCGCACUGACGACCUCGCCGGCAACCGCAGCCUCCGCGGCGGCCGCAACUGCCACCGCAAGCACGUCGAGGACGGGUAGUAGAGCAGAUCGAGGGCGGCAAGGCAGGCAAUGGAGGGGAAGGGGGUGCUGGAGGGGAGGUACGAGAUGGGGCGGGUGCUGGGCCACGGCAACUUCGGUCGUGUGCACGCGGCGCGGGACGUGCGCACGGGGCGCGCCGUGGCGAUGAAGGUGGUGUCCAAGGACAAGGUGGAGCGCGCCGGGAUGGCGGAGCAGAUCAAGCGGGAGAUCGCCGUGAUGAAGAUGGUGUCCCACCCGAGCGUCGUGGAGCUCCACGAGGUGAUGGCCACGCGCACCAAGGUGUACCUGGCGCUCGAGCUCGUCCGGGGCGGCGAGCUGUUCGACCGGAUCGCCCGCCACGGCCGCGUCGGGGAGGGCGUCGCGCGGAGGUACUUCCGCCAGCUCGUCUCCGCCGUCGACUUCUGCCACGGCCGCGGGGUGUACCACCGCGACCUGAAGCCCGAGAACCUGCUGCUCGACGAGGCCGGGAACCUCAAGGUCGCCGACUUCGGGCUCAGCGCGCUCGCCUGCCACGCGCGCCCCGACGGCCUCCUCCACACCGCCUGCGGCACGCCGGCGUACGUCGCCCCCGAGGUGCUCGCCGGCAACGGCUACGACGGCGCCAAGGCCGACCUCUGGUCCUGCGGCGUCAUCCUCUACGUGCUGCUCGCCGGCGCGCUGCCGUUCCAGGACGACAACCUCGUGUGCAUGUACCGCAAGAUGCGGCGGGGUGACUUCUGCUGCCCGCCGUGGGUGACGACGGACGCCCGGAAGCUCAUCAAGUCGCUGCUCGACCCCAACCCGGGCACCCGCAUCACCGUCGCCGGCCUCCUCGAGACGCCGUGGUUCCGGAAGACGGCGCCCGUCCCGCGCCCCAUCAUCGCCGACCCCGCGGCGGCGCCGGUGGACACGCGUGGCAAUGCCGGCGACGACAAGGACGAGCCGCCCGAGGUGCUGAACGCCUUCCACCUGAUCUCCCUGUCCGAGGGCUUCGACCUGUCGCCGCUGUUCGAGCACGACCCCGCCGCGUCGCCGGGGCGGGCCACGGCGCGCGCGGGCGGCACGCGGUUCGCGACGCGGGAGGCGGCGAGCGGCGUGGUCGCGCGGCUGGAGGCGCUCGCGAUGGGCGGCGCACGCGUGGCGCCGUCGUUGCUCAUGGUGGACGUCAAGAAGGAUGGCGGCGACGCCAUGGAGUACCGGCCGUUCUUCAGCGAGGAGCUCCGGCCGGCGCUCAAGGACAUCGUCUGGUCGCCGGCGGCGACCUGACGACACGGCGGGACGUCGCUGCCGCCAUUAUUGCGCGUCGUCGAAUCGUAUCCGUUGCUAAUCCAUUGGGGUGCAUUAUUGUUUGGUGCCGAGGUGAUGUCUGGCUCGCUCGUUUGUCCGUAGCAACUCGAAGUCGAUGGCUGCUGCUGCCUGCCACUGCUGCUGCUAGUGUUGCUGGCUAGCUUGCUGCCUUUGGUGUAGUAGUAGCCUAGUAGGUCGGUAUCUGCGCGCGGGAAAGGCAGAGGAAUUUUGGCGCGAUUCUGCGUCGCGUUCUGCCCAUGCCGAUGUGACGGUUUAUGAAUCAGUGUGCAUAUUUUUCUUCGUUUUUGUUUUUUACCCAUGUUUUCGUUUUACAAAUGCUGAGUCUUUUUACCUUAUGCAA
Molecule: messenger RNA, 1943 nt
Organism: Oryza sativa Japonica Group (Japanese rice)
Lineage: Eukaryota; Viridiplantae; Streptophyta; Magnoliopsida; Poales; Poaceae
Source: RefSeq, a predicted model, not a curated record